AUGUCCUUCGAUAACCAGUUGACCGACGACCAGGAGAUUGUGCUCAAGCAGAUUUGGACUCAUCUCUUCCAUCUCUGGCAGGUGCCCGUGGACGGCUCUUCCAUCUACCGUAGUAACUCUGUCCACAACUCGCCCCCCAAGAAGAAGAAAACGUCUUGGUUCAGCAAGCUGCACUCCUCCGACGAGACACAGGACGGUGGCGAAGCUGCUGAGACGGCCAGCCUCUACGAAAAGGGCAAGGUACACAAGGCGCUGGCCAACUUGGACCCGGAAUCGACCAUGAAGCAGUUCUGGCACGAUAUCAAGAACGAGACCCCGGAUGCCACCCUUUUGAAGUUCAUCAGGGCCCGGAAGUGGAACGCAGAAAAGACCAUCUCCAUGCUGGGCCACGACCUGUACUGGCGCAAGGACACGAUCAACAACAUCAUCAACGGCGGCGAGAGGGCCGUCUACGAGCAAAAGGAGACCGGUGUCAUCAAGAACCUGGAACUGCAAAAGGCCACCGUCCAGGGCUACGACGUGGACAUGAGACCGAUCAUCCUGGUGAGACCCAGGCUGCACCACUCGUCCGACCAGACCGAACAGGAACUCGAGAAGUUUUCUCUGUUGGUCAUCGAGCAGUCCAAGCUGUUCUUUAAAGAAAACCACCCGGCCUCCACCACCAUCCUCUUUGACCUGAACGGGUUCUCCAUGUCCAACAUGGACUACGCUCCAGUCAAGUUCCUGAUCACGUGCUUCGAGGCUCACUAUCCAGAGUCGCUGGGACACCUGCUCAUCCACAAGGCCCCAUGGAUCUUCAACCCCAUCUGGAACAUCAUCAAGAACUGGCUGGACCCGGUCGUCGCGUCCAAAAUCGUGUUCACCAAGAACAUCGACGAGCUGCACAAAUUCAUCGCCCCUCAGUACAUCCCUACCUACCUGGGCGGUGAAAACGACACAGACCUGGACCACUACACGCCACCAGAUGGCUCCCUCGACGUCCACCUCCAGGAUACCGAGACCCGCGCCAAGAUCGAAAAGGAAAGGGACGACCUGGUUCAGCAGUUCCUGGAGGCCACCACUCAAUGGAUCGAACAUCAGCCCGUGGACGACCCAACAUACGUACAAUUACAGGAAAGAAGAUCGCAACUCUCUGCUGCGCUCUGUAAGAACUACUCCAAAUUGGACCCGUACAUCAGAUCGAGAUCUGUUUACGACUGCAACGGCUCUUUGAAAGUUUGA
Messenger RNA from Saccharomyces eubayanus, 1221 nucleotides. It is a transcript of the gene CSR1, whose product is annotated as Csr1p. Bases 1 to 1221 code for a protein of 406 amino acids. The transcript has a single exon. The record is from RefSeq and is a predicted model, not a curated record. NCBI's taxonomy places the organism in Eukaryota, Fungi, Ascomycota, Saccharomycetes, Saccharomycetales, Saccharomycetaceae.